GUCGGAUUGUUGGCCCGCUAUCCGAUUAAGAAAGCACAGCCGCGUAGGUUGCGGUGUGAUGCUGCCCAGCUUGGAGGUACGCCUUCCGAAGCUGUGACUCCAAAACUAUCUCGGAAAAGAGCAACAUUGGUGACCGGAGAGAAUCGGCGACCGAGUUUAUCCUGUCUUUGUUCCGAUCUUUCCUAAAUUCCGUUCCGCUCAUAUGUUCCGAAUUUUAUUCUAACGAGGGUCAAGACAGGAAAACAGAUUUCAAAACAAAGUUUGCAUCUAGCCUAUGGCGCAACAAGGUAUUCAGUAGCCUGCGUUGUCGAGGAAGAAGCGGCCUGGCACCCGGCAUCUGAGUAUAAGACCUCCCACUCACACGACAGUGUAUCACAACUCAGCCAAUCUCGCACAGCUUCUAAGUUAAGAUCUUCGAAAAUGCCUGCACUACCCUCCAUUGUUGUUGAAGAAGUCAAGAUCUUCACAGGUCAUGAAUUCAUUGAGAAAGGCUUCGUCAUCAUCCAGGAUGGUCUUAUCAAUGAAGUCGGCCGAGGACAGUUGACUCGAACCGACCUAGAGGGAAUCACUAGAAUUUCUCGACCUGGAUCCACGCUGAUUCCGGGACUGUUCGACGCGCAUAUCCACGCCAUGUCGGGUAAUAUCACCAGCAUGGAGCAGUCCCUGCGAUUCGGCUGCACCACUGUGUGCGAUCUGCACAAUGACCCAGCAGAUAAUGCCCGCUUGAUGAAGCUGGCGAGCGAACAAGCCAACAAGUCGAAAUAUGCAGAUUUCAAGUGUUGCGGCCUUGGAGCCGUCUUCGAAAAUGGCUGGCCCAAGCAGAUCAUCAAGAAGGUACUCGAAGACCAUCCUCAAGUGGACGAAAUCGUCGAUCAUGUUGUCUCGACUUGGCCAAAGAUUCGAGAGCUGGAAGACGCCGAGCCUUUCGUGCGGCAGCAGGUCGAGGAACACGGUGCCUCUUACAUCAAAGUUUUCCACGAGCUUGGAGAUACUUUGGGGAUAGACUUGGUAUCACCACGUCACGAAGUCGUGAAGGCUGUAGUGGAUGCAGCACACAAACAUGGUGUUAUAGCUGUGGGCCAUGCGCUUAGCCAGGCUGGGGCCAUGGCGCUCCUCGACGCUGGCAUCGACGGCCUGGCCCACAUCUUUCUGGACGAAUCAUCUAGUGAUUUCAUCACGAGAAUGGCGUCCCAGCAAGUUCACUGCAAUCCGACGUUGGUCUUAUGCGCUUCCCACACCACGGAGAACCGAGAAAUUCGUCAGCAGUUUCUAGCCGACCCUUUCGCAAAGAAGAUGAUGAUGGAAGAUCCUAUAGACAAGCCAUUGGGGUUUGCAGAGCAUCAACGACCAAAGGCCAGCGUUCAACAUGCGUACAGAACUGUCAGAUCCCUCUAUCAGGCUGGAGUCCCUAUACUUGCAGGGACUGAUGCGUCUGGCCAAGGUUUUGACAUUCCCUUCGGCCUUGGUGUACAUUUGGAGCUGUACUUGCUUGCACAUGAGGUUGGGAUGACUCCCGGGGAUGUCCUCAAGACCGCGACAUCUAUCCCCGCAGAUCGAUUUGGAUUCAAUGACCGGGGAAGAAUCGAAGCGGGAAGAAAGGCUGACUUGGUUCUGCUAGAGGGUGAUGCUGCCUCAUUCUUGUCUGACCGGUACCAGCGGUGUUUACCGAUCACUGGUGUAUGGAGAGACGGAGAGCUUACGACGGUGUUCAGUGAUGGGUUCCCCGAGUUGAGGUAAUCUGAAGUGCUCGUGUGCACGUUACCUACGGC
Molecule: messenger RNA, 1769 nt
Organism: Fusarium redolens
Lineage: Eukaryota; Fungi; Ascomycota; Sordariomycetes; Hypocreales; Nectriaceae
Exons: 2
Coding region: 421-1737 (438 amino acids)
Molecular function (GO): hydrolase activity, acting on carbon-nitrogen (but not peptide) bonds
Source: RefSeq, a predicted model, not a curated record